CCAACAGCCCCCGGCGCUCCUCGCAAGAACAAGCCGCCGCCGCUGCUGGCUCAUCUCCGGCCCCAAGUAAUCGGCCGCCGAACGACAUGCCCCCCCUGUCUCUGUGUGCUCUCUCGGCACGCUAAUCGAGGUGUCGGUUUAUCGGCUCGCUCGGCCUGGCGACGGGCAGGGUGGACGCCGUCGCAGGGGUGCGUCUGGUGACGGCGGCAGACGCCAUUUUACAGGAAGAGGUGAGAGGGCAGCCGGGCCUAUCGGCGAGAGGUAUCCCACCGUUUGCAAUGGCCAACGUGCUCUGUAGCAGAGCAAGAUUGGUCACCUACCUGCCAGGGUUUUAUUCCUUAGUCAAAAGAGUUGUAAAUCCCAAGGCUUUUUCUACAGCAGGUUCCUCUGGCUCAGAUGAGCCUCAUGUUGCUGCUACACCUCCUGAUUUAUGUUCAAGAACUGUGUGGCCAGAUGAAGUAAUGGGUCCAUUUGGUCCUCAGGACCAGAGAUUCCAGUUGCCUGGUAAUAUUGGUUUUGACUGUCACCUAAAUGGCACUGCUUCUCAGAAGAAAAGCCAAGUUUCAAAAAGUCUGCCUGAUAUACUAGCAGAGCCUUCAGCAAGUGAAAGGCAUGAGUUUAUAAUGGCACAAUACAUAAAUGAAUUUCAGGGUGCUGAUGUUCCACAGAAACAGCAAAUAAAUAAUGCUGAAACUUACUUUGAAAAUGCAAAGGUAGAAUGUGCAGUACAAGCUUGUCCUGAACUGUUACGAAAAGAUUUUGAGUCAAUGUUUCCAGAAGUGAAUACCAACCAGUUAACAGUAUUAACUGUCACCCAGAAGACUAAAAAUGAUAUGACUGUAUGGAGUCAAGAAGUGGAGGAUGAGAGAGAAAUGCUGUUAGAAAAUUUCAUUAAUGGUGCCAAGGAAAUUUGCUAUGCAAUUUGUUCAGAAGGCUAUUGGGCCGACUUCAUUGAUCCAUCCUCAGGACUGGCAUAUUUUGGAUCCUACACAAACAACACUCUGUUUGAAACAGAUGAACGCUACCGCCACUUGGGAUUUUCCAUUGAUGAUCUUGGCUGCUGCAAAGUUAUUCGUCAUAAUAUCUGGGGUACUCAUGUGGUUGUAGGAAGUAUUUUUACUAAUGCUGAACCUGACAGUCCGAUCAUGAGAAAACUAAGUGGAAACUACUAGUCUUCAAGGUUUCACAAGUUCUUAUGACCUUUGCAUUCUCUUCCUUGAUGAUUCUCUCUAAGCAUUGUCAGGAAAUGCCACAAAUAAUAAAGUAGCUGUAAUUUA
This is a messenger RNA of Neopsephotus bourkii (Bourke's parrot), 1277 nucleotides long. It is a transcript of the gene MMADHC, whose product is annotated as metabolism of cobalamin associated D. The record is from RefSeq and is a predicted model, not a curated record. Gene Ontology annotation, cellular component: mitochondrion. Gene Ontology annotation, biological process: cobalamin metabolic process. The transcript is spliced from 8 exons. Bases 279 to 1172 code for a protein of 297 amino acids. NCBI's taxonomy places the organism in Eukaryota, Metazoa, Chordata, Aves, Psittaciformes, Psittacidae.